AUGCACUUGCGGCAUCCCAACAGCGUGGCCCAUGUUCGACUUUUGGUAAGAGCUCCCUGGAAGAGAUACGUGGUCGCUGCAUUUUUCGUGGCCUACUACGCUUGCUCGUUCAAACUCUGGUCAGACACUGUGGGCCAACCGCAUCAAUGGGCACUGGAUGAACAGAAGCGCCUGAUCAAAGAAAAGGCGGAGGCCGCCAAGGACGGAUGGAACAGGAUUCCGAAGGUGUCUACAAGGAAUGUGACUGGGAUCAGCGGAUUGCCUUCCAUGCCCAGCCCAGACACACCAAAGGAGAAGGGCCUGUCUUUCACCAGUGGCCAGCAAGACCGAAAGGAGCCACAUUGGAGAUCAAGUUUUGAGAUUAUUACACCCGGCAAGAAUUGGAACCUGGGCAAGAACAUGUUCUGUGCAACUUGCAAUCAUCCCAAGCCCACGCUCAAUACGAUGGGCGAGCGCGCGCAUGAUUUUUACCCUUUGGCCAGUCAAAAGAUGUAUUGCCAGGGGCAAAAGAAUUGCCCAGAAUGCCAUGCCAUUGUGCACAUCAGCCACUCUGAAUGUAUGGCGUGUCGCGAUCGAAAGCAGAAUGCCAUGAAUAUCAAUACGCAUCAAGCGUGCGUUGUCACCACCGCCACAGGUAGCAAGGAUGCCAUGAGGUCUGCGAGUGUUCAUGCAAUCAUGGCGCCAGAAAAAUUGGCCAUCAAGGCUCCACGGCCAAAGACAGCUGUUGAUGCCUUGGAGGACAAGUACCGUGGUGUGGAUCCAUUGGCCAUCAUUGACGAUUUGGAGAGGGUGAAAUCGGGUGGAGAUGGUCUGCCCACCAUGGAUGAAAUCGAAGAAAAGAAACGUAUUGCCGAAGAGGAGGAGGAGGAGAAGGAGCGAGAGAAGGAACGGGAACGCCAGCGACAGGAGCAAGCGGAGCAGACCAAGAAGGAUUUGGCACUGGCGAAGGAGCAAGCAGUGCAGAUGGAGCAAGAGAGAAAGCGGAAACGAGAGGCAGCACAAGAUCUGAUCGCUGCCAUGCUGGACGCGGAGGACGCUGCGGCCCCGCCCGCGGUGAGCGCGGCGACUGCGGCGAGCGAGGAGGUACCGGCCCCGGCGGAGCAGGCGGAGGAACGGAGGCAGAAGCUGCUGCAACAAGCGGAAGAGCUGAGGAAGAAGCAGGAGGAGAUAAAGCACCGGCAGCAGGCCGAGGACGCCGCACGCAGGGCGCGCAUGCGCGAGCGGCGCCAAAGGAAGGCCGGCGGAGGCAGUGGAGCGACAGAGGACCGCUAUUGGACCAUUUCAGACCCCAGGAGCGCCUGCCAAAGUCGCUGGCAAGGCGAGACGAUCGGGCACCGGGAAGACGAGAUCUUGAGCCUCUCCAGUGCCACAGGUGCCACAGGUGCCACAGGUGCCACUGGUGCCACUGGUGCCACCGCCAAGCCACGAGAGGAAGAGAACGUGGUGCCAGUGGGCACCGACCUCUCGCUGCCAAUGGGCACCGACCUCUCGCUGCCAAUGGGCCGGCGCGUGGAACCAGUCCCAGGUCUCAUGCUAUGGGCCCCUCCUGCGCCUCACCUUCUUCCGCCCUUGCCACCGAUGAGCUACGAACUGCGCUGCUGGAUCCAAGCAUUGGAAAGGGCGCAGAACCCGUCAGCCUUCCCCGGUCCACCUGGCCCCUGGCGGCCUCGGGACUCGACUGGCUCCUUGAAGGACUCGGCCGAGGGGGAUCAAGAAGCCGCGACAGAAGUCAUUGCGAAAUUGCAAAAGGAGGUGCGGGACAUCAGCAAGGAACGCGAUGAAAUGCGCGAGGUGUUGGAAAGCCAAGAACAACAACUGCAGGAACUAAGUUCCUUCGGCUACUUGGCGGUGGCUGCACCUUUGGAGAUGUUACAACAAGAAAGUGCCGCGCGAGAGCAUCACCUGGCCCUGGAACGCGAUGAUAUGGAACUGGAUCAGUUCCAACAUUUCGCAGCUGAGGAGCUUCAGCGACUGCGUGCGGAAUUGCGCACGGUGCAUGUGCCACACUCCGAAGUGAGCCCACAGAGGGUGGACCCACUGGAGCCCGAAGAGCCGAAGAUCCAGGUGGACCUGCGAAUGGCCAGGGACAACAUGCGAACUGUGAUGCACGCCAACACCUUCAUUCGCAGCAUGAAGGGCUUAGAGACGGAGUUGGAGUUGGAUGAGGAGUCGCUACCAUCUCAGUACAUGCCGGGAGCUUUCGCCUGUGUCUUCAUUUUCCUGAACAUUGUGGCACCUGGGCUGCAAAGACCACGUGAUCCCUUGAUUGUGUUCUAUUCACAGCUAGAAUGUGCAUGUGCUGUUUCACCUGAUGUGCGUUGCCGGACUGCAGAUUUUGAGCGUUUGCCCAGUGAAGAGAAAAGACGAGGUUCAAAUAACUGGAAUGAUGUUUGGUCCGUUGCUUUCAGAGCUUUGUUCCUUUUCCAGCCAGCGCGUCGAGUACAUCCUGGCAGCACCUCGGCUAUGGCAGCCAUAGAUGCCAUAGAAGGUUUUGUGCGGGUGACACCGCAUGCUAACAAGGGCAAGGCCGACAUUUGCUUAGUUCACGAGUCUGAGGUGACUUUGAAUUGUCACUUCAAGUUUCAGUAUCAGAACUUCGAGUUCGUAGAAGCUGGAACAGAAGAUCCAGAUCUUCUUGGUGACGUGGAGACUCCAGGCAUCCGUCUGAUCCAGUGCCCAACCAAUCAACCUUGGCGCAGCUAUCGGGACUCCAAAGGACUUGCCACGUCGGGCCAGGUGGAGUUGGCACAGGACAAGUACGGUUCGAACAUUUUCGAUUUGCCGAAGCCAACCUUCAUGCAGCUUUACCAGAAGCAGCUGAUCUCACCCUUAGUGAUUUUUCAGCUUUUCUCAGCUGCCCUUUGGGUCAUGGACACCUUCUGGAGAUAUACCUGCCUCACCUUGGGAACCAUCCUGAUGUUCGAAGCUUCCACGGUGUUUCAGCGCCUGAAAUCCAUGGCGACCUUGCGCGGCAUGAGCACCAAGAGCUGCUUGCCUCCAUGGGUCUUUGUUUACCGAUGUGGGAAGUGGGAAGAUCGGCCCAUCGAAGAAUUGCUGCCUGGGGAUCUCAUCUCCUUGCACACCAAGGCAGAGGAACAGAAGCAGGUCGCGCCGCUUGCAGAUGGCGAAAAGCCACCUGAGAAGAAGGAGACUUUAGUGCCAUGCGAUUGCCUCAUCAUCGACGGCAGUGCCAUUGUGAAUGAGGCCACCCUGACAGGCGAGUCCGUGCCACAGAUGAAGGAUGCCAUGGCGCACGGCUCUGACCCCGAGAUUCUGGUGGAUUGCUUCGGCACCCACAGGAUCCACAGCCUCUUCAGCGGCACAUCGUUGAUUCAGACCACGGCACCGGAGCGGCCCAAGAAGACCAACAACUUGGCGGAUCCCAAGAGUCCGCCGGAUGAUGGCAUUAUAUGCUUUGUGCUGCGAACUGGUUUCAACUCGUCUCAGGGCGAGUUGAUGAGAAUGAUUGAGUUUUCCACUGAGAGCGUUGGCGCUGACGUGGUGGAAACUGCAUUGCAGCUGGCGUUCUUGUUAGUUUUUGCCCUGGUUGCAGCUGGAUAUGUCAUGAAGAAGGCAUCGGAAGAUCCAACGCGGCCAACCUACAAGACUCUCAUCCGCUGCACUCAGAUUAUCACCUCAGUGGUGCCACCAUCACUACCGAUGCAGAUGGCAUUUGCCGUGAACACCGCCUUGAUGAGUCUGUUGAAGUCAGGCAUUUAUUGCACUGAGCCAUUUCGAGUGCCAUAUGCUGGGCGUGUGUCGCAUUGCUUUUUCGACAAGACAGGUACAUUGACGAGUGAUCAGAUGGUGGCGGUGGGCAUCGUGAAUGCAGGCGGUGGUGACAAGGCGCCCAAAGUCGCGGCAGUCAAGGAUGCUAACACCAUGGCGUGUGUAGUGCUUGCAGGUUGUCACUCUCUGAUUGAAGUGGAAAGCAAGUUGCUCGGUGAUCCGAUUGAAGUGGCUGCGCUGCGCUCCAUUGCUUGGAGUUACCAGCCCUCCAGUAGCACAGCAUCGCCAUCAAACUGGCGAGCGAAGGAGAUCACCAUCGCAAGACAGAAAGAGUACAUGGCUGGAUUAAAGGAUGACAUUGAGUCGGACAAAAAAGAGAAGGAAGAGGUGAGCAAAAAGAUCCAAGAUCUCGAAAAGAGUUUGAAAGCGGACAAAGUGGAGGCGGGGAAGUUGACGGUGGCGAUCAAACAUCGCUUCCACUUCUCUUCCGACCUGCAGAGGAUGAGCACCAUUUGCAAGGUGACUUGCGCGACUGACAAAUGCCAGUCCGGCGUCUAUGGCUUAGUGAAGGGCUCACCUGAGGCUAUAGCGAAGCUGUUGCAGGAGAAGCCCUCUUGGUACGACAGUGCUUACAAGUCCAUGGCUGAGCAGGGGCAGCGCGUUUUGGCGCUGGCAUACACACGCAUAGUUGACACUUCGGAUUUGGGCAACAAGCCUCGAGAAGAAGUGGAAAGCCAUUUGACCUUCGCGGGUUUCAUCGCCUUCAAGUGCGAAACCCGAAAAGAUAGCAUGUUAGUCAUCAGAUCCUUGCAGGACUCCAGCCAUGCUUGCGUCAUGCUCACGGGCGAUGCACCUUUGACGGCGCUCAGUGUUGCUGUCGAGGUGGGCAUCGCGCAGUUUAGCCCCAACAAUGCUUUGGUGCUCACCGAAGUCGGUGAGGAUGGCUUAGAGUGGCGUCCUGCCAUCACAUCAGGUGCCAAUGGUGAUAAGGUAGAGCCUGUGAAGUUUGAGGCUGCAGGUGGCAGAAACUGGGUGUUUCCGCUGCCCUUGGAUUUGCUUCUCCUGAGUCGCAUCCGAAAGCUCGGGGAAAGCCGGGAUUUGAUCAUCACCGGUGGACCCCUGGAGCGUGCUUGGCAGCAGGGGGAUACCCAGACGAUGCAGGCGCAGCUGAGCAGUGUCAAGAUCUUUGCUCGGCUUUCACCCUUCCAGAAGGAGCAGAUCAUUCAGGCCGUGAGGAAGAGCGAAAAGAGCUAUUCCUUCAUGUGUGGCGAUGGUGGCAAUGACGUUGGCGCCCUCAAGGAGGCAGAUGUUGGCCUGGCUCUGUUGAGCGGCUUUGGAAAUGCCAAUGUGGAUGCCAAGAACCAGGAGGAGCAGAAAGCCGACGUCGGAAAAGCAGAAGAUGCUUUGGAAGCUGUGCGAAAGGAAAACCAGCAGAAAGCACAGGAAAUCAUGCAGAAGUCCAAGGUAGAAAUGGAGCGCAAGCGUAAGGACUUGGUCUCCAAGCAGCAGGAAUGGAUACAGGAAGAGCUAGAGAAGCGCAAGGCACGUGGCGAGGAUGUGGGUGUCAUGGCGCAGUUUUCGGCCAUGAAAUCCGUCAUGGGCCGACUCCAAGCAGAGAUGAAGAAGGAACAAGAAUUGCAGCAGAAAAAGCAUGGCACUGCUUUCGCAGCCGGAGCUGCAAAAUGGGCAGAAGGUUUGGACUCCAUGGAGGAUACUCCCAUGGUGCAGCUGGGUGAUGCCUCCACUGCUGCGCCCUUCACCACACGGACACCAUCCAUCAGCUCUGUGGUGGACAUCAUUCGACAGGGAAGAUGUACUCUCCUCUCUGCUGUGCAGCAGAUGCAAAUGAUGAUGUUGGAGUCCAUGAUCGCAGCCUACACCAUGUCCACAAUGUCAGUGGAUGGUACGAGACCAUCCGAACCGCAGAUGAUGGCCAGUGGCGUUUUCGUCGGCAUCGCAUCCUUGGCCUUCUCCUUUGCAAGGCCGUUGGAUCGGAUGCAUCCGGUGAGACCGCUCUCCUCGGUGUUCCACCCGGCCAACCUCUUCAGUAUGCUUGGACAGCUUGCCAUCCACCUCGUCUGCAUGGUGUACAUCGCCAACCUUGCUAAGGAAGUGAUGGGAGAGGAGGCUGUUCGAGAUAUUAUUGAAUUUGAGAAGGAGCGGAACAAGCGAAUUGAGGCGAUGACGGAGGAAGAGAUGAGCGAAUGGAACUGGUUUAGCUCAGUUCCCUUCAAGAACAACUUGCUGAACACCUGCUGCUGGCUGGUCGAAACCGCGCAGCAGGUCUCCGUCAUCUUUGUCAACUACAAAGGUUGCCUGACAGACAUUCCAAGACGGAGUGGAGAGGGGGCAACACAGACUUUGGAGCCACUCAAUCCCCGGCCUCACGCAAUACCAGUUUACAAGUCCAGGGGCGUCCAGGGCGUAGAUCAGCAUUGCCCAAGACAAUCGCAAGGGUUGUAA
Messenger RNA from Cladocopium goreaui, 6192 nucleotides. Lineage: Eukaryota; Dinophyceae; Suessiales; Symbiodiniaceae. The record is from the annotation of a GenBank genome assembly.